AAAACUUGCAAGUUAUUAGACAAAGAAUUAUCUAAAGUUUCCUUAAAAUAAUAAUCUAUUAUAUAUUAAUACCAUCCUAUAUUCCUAAUAGCUAAUUCCUAUCCCAUUCAUUCUUAAGAAAAUUGAUUCUAAUCCAAUAAUUUCACCAAGCAUAAAAUUAUAAAAAAUGAAGCAAUGGGGAUUAAUUAUGGUGAUUUUUCUACUAAAAGUAAAACAAAUUUGGGUGACAGCAGAAGAUGAAUUUAUGACAAGAAAUGGAGUUGAAUUAUGGUUAAAUGGGAUCCCAUUUUAUGGAAAUGGUUUCAAUGCAUACUGGUUAAUGUAUGAAGCUUCUUUUCAAACUGAAAGGCACAAAGUUUCAACUACCUUUCAACAAGCACGUAACAAUGGCCUCACCAUUGCAAGAUCUUGGGCUUUCAGUGAUGGUGGUUCUAGACCUCUUCAAUCUUCCCCUGGCUCUUACAAUGACCAAAUGUUCCAAGGUUUAGAUUUUGUGAUAUAUGAGGCAAAGAAUUAUGGGAUAAAGCUGGUGUUAAGUUUAGUGAAUAAUUAUGAAGAUUAUGGUGGGAAGAAACAAUAUGUGGAGUGGGCUAAAACUCAAGGACAGUUUAUUUCAUCUGUGGAUGAUUUCUACACAAAUCCUGUUGUUAAGGGAUUCUACAAAAAUCAUAUUAAGAGUGUAUUAACAAGAGUUAAUAGUAUAACAGGAGUUGCAUACAAAGAUGAUACAACAAUUAUGGCUUGGGAACUUAUAAAUGAACCCAGAUGCCCUUCAGAUUUAUCUGGAAAAACUCUUCAGGUGUGGAUUACUGAAAUGGCUGCCUACUUGAAAUCCAUAGAUACAAACCACCUUGUAGAUAUUGGACUAGAAGGCUUCUAUGGAGAUGACAAGAAACAAUAUAAUCCAAAUCAUAUCCAACAAGGAACUGACUUCAUUGCCAAUAAUCAGAUUCCUGAUAUCGACUUUGCUACCGUUCACUCUUACCCUGAUCAAUGGCUUAAUGGUUCAACUGGUGAAGCACAACUAUCCUUCCACCAGCGAUGGGUGCAACAACACAUUUUCGACUCACAAAACAUCCUUAAGAAGCCAGUCAUAUUUGCAGAAUUUGGUAAAUCAUACAAAAUCUCAGGCUACUCGUCGUUUGAUAGAGACCAGCUCUACAAUAUAACUUACUCUUCCAUCUAUUCAUCGGCUAGCCAAGGAGGGCCUGCCGCUGGUGGGCUGUUCUGGCAGUUAUUAACCGAUGGACUGGACAAUUUCCGAGAUGGGUACGAGAUACUCCUAACUGAAGCAUCUUCCAUUGCUGGAAUAAUUUCUGAACAGUCACAGAAACUCUCCAGCCUAAAGGGAAGAAUCAGGAUCAUAAGUGAAAGUACGUAG
Messenger RNA from Amaranthus tricolor (Joseph's coat), 1381 nucleotides. RefSeq names its product mannan endo-1,4-beta-mannosidase 7-like. The coding region runs from base 167 to 1381 and encodes 404 amino acids. Gene Ontology annotation, molecular function: hydrolase activity, hydrolyzing O-glycosyl compounds. The record is from RefSeq and is a predicted model, not a curated record. NCBI's taxonomy places the organism in Eukaryota, Viridiplantae, Streptophyta, Magnoliopsida, Caryophyllales, Amaranthaceae. The transcript has 5 exons.